This is a messenger RNA of Trichosurus vulpecula (common brushtail), 195 nucleotides long. RefSeq names its product H/ACA ribonucleoprotein complex subunit 3-like. Gene Ontology annotation, biological process: ribosome biogenesis; rRNA pseudouridine synthesis; snRNA pseudouridine synthesis. Gene Ontology annotation, cellular component: box H/ACA snoRNP complex; box H/ACA telomerase RNP complex. Gene Ontology annotation, molecular function: telomerase RNA binding; box H/ACA snoRNA binding. The transcript has a single exon. The coding region runs from base 1 to 195 and encodes 64 amino acids. NCBI's taxonomy places the organism in Eukaryota, Metazoa, Chordata, Mammalia, Diprotodontia, Phalangeridae. The record is from RefSeq and is a predicted model, not a curated record.
AUGUUUCUACAUUAUUACCUCAACGAGCAAGGGGACCAGGUCUACACCCUAAAGAAAACAGACCCUGCAGAACAACAGACUUGUUCAGCUCACCCAGCCAGAUUCUCCCCAGAUGACAAGUACUCAAGACACCAUAUCACUAUCAAGAAGAGACUCAAGGUUCUCAUGACCCAACAAGCAAGAUUGGUCCUCUGA